Molecule: messenger RNA, 744 nt
Organism: Suncus etruscus (white-toothed pygmy shrew)
Lineage: Eukaryota; Metazoa; Chordata; Mammalia; Eulipotyphla; Soricidae
Gene: CLRN1
Product: clarin 1
Exons: 4
Coding region: 1-744 (247 amino acids)
Biological process (GO): sensory perception of sound; equilibrioception
Source: RefSeq, a predicted model, not a curated record
AUGCCCAGCCAGCAGAAGAAAGUCAUUUUCUGCACAGCCGGGGCGCUGAGCUUCGUGUGCGCCCUGGGGGUGGUGGCUGCUCUGGGGACCCCGCUGUGGGUCAAAGCCACCUUCCUCUGCAAAACGGGGGCUCUACUGGUCAAUGCAUCGGGCCAGGAGCUGGACAAAUUCGUGGGCGAGCUGCAGUAUGGGCUUUUCCACGGCGAGGGCGUGAGGCACUGUGGCCUGGGGGCCAGGCCCUUUCGGUUCUCUGUCUUCCCGGAUUUGCUCAAAGCCAUUCCUGUGAGCAUCCACGUCAAUGUCAUUCUCUUCUCAGUGGUCCUUGUCCUUCUGACGAUGGUGGAUACUGCGUUCUUCAUGUACAAUGCUUUUGGCAAACCCUUUGAAACAUUGCAUGGGCCGCUUGGCUUAUAUCUUCUGAGCUUCAUUUCAGUGUCUGUGGGAGUUCCAGCCACUGCUCCCAGAGUUCAGAGACAAGGCUCCUGCGGCUGCCUUGUCAUGAUCCUGUUUGCCUCCGAGGUGAAAAUCCACCAUCUCUCUGAGAAAAUCACCAAUUACAAAGAAGGGACUUAUGCCUACAAGACACAAACUGAGAACUAUACCACCUCCUUCUGGGUCGUGUUCAUUUGCGUUUUUGUUCACUUUCUGAAUGGGCUUCUAAUCCGACUGGCUGGAUUUCAGUUUCCUUUCACAAAAUCUAAAGACUCAGAGACAACUAAUGUGGCAGCAGAUCUCAUGUACUGA